Schistosoma rodhaini is the source of this 2361-nucleotide messenger RNA. The record is from the annotation of a GenBank genome assembly. NCBI's taxonomy places the organism in Eukaryota, Metazoa, Platyhelminthes, Trematoda, Strigeidida, Schistosomatidae.
AUGGUAGACACGAAUAGGAACUAUACAGAAUGUCACAAGCCUUUAAAACAAGGCAAACGAUUUUCAAAGCACUUCGCUUCAGAGUGGUCAGACAAUGAAGAAAUGUAUUCAGAUUGUUGUGAACAAGUGAAUAAGCAGAAAUGCCUAUAUUAUAUACAUAAAUUGUUGAUUCUUUUAGAGAUAUUAACAAUAAGCAUUACAUUUUUGAGCCCUUUCUUAAUACUGGCUUUACCAAACAUUCAUCCAUCUUGGUGGUUUUCACUGCUUCCACCUUCGGCUGUGACAUCAACCCCUUCAAUAUCACCAAGGAAGGUUAUGCACAUACGCAGUAAAAUAAAUGCGAACUCUGUGAUUUCUCGUCGAAUUGAUAGAAGAACUGAAGUUUACUAUGAAGUGAAAAUUAUUGAAUUGUGCACAAAAAUCUUAUUAUUAUUUUUGUGUUCAAGUUAUAUAUACGCAACACGGUUUAAGGAAUUAUUAUUUUGUAUGCACAAUAGAAAACCUUUUAUAUCAUAUUCACGUCUAACUGGAUACAAACGAUACCAACAAUCAGAAAUGGCGAAAACUGUAUCUUCAAUAGUUCACUUGAGUUGGCCACAAAGCAAAAUAAAACAAAGUUUGGCCUUCAAUUUCUUUAUUGAUUCAAUAACUGUUAUUGUAACGUUUUCAUUUUGGCUUAUAUUUUUGUCUCACUGGAAAUCAGAUAAAGAUGCUAUGACUUUACCUAACGAUAGUGAUGAAAGUUUAAAUUACAAAUCAAAACCAUGCGGCUAUCUUCAACACACAGUUCAGCUAACAAAUCCAUUUGGUCAUCGAGAUCCUGGUGGAUCGAAUUUAUGUGACGAAACAAAAAGAAUAUACAUUGACCAACAGUUGAGCAAGCUAAAAACAAUCGCUUUAGACUUAUCUGUAGAUUUUGUGAAUGUACACCUAUCCAUACAGUUAACUGCUAUACUCCUCAUAAAAUUUAAAACAAUUUUAGAUUGGUUAUCGUGUAAAUAUAAUGUACAUGUGGUACGCGCACAAGAUGGUUUUUCAUAUAAUUACAAAAUUGGUUCAGUCAACUUGAAAUCCAUAGCUAAUUAUAUUAUAAAAAACGCAUUAGUUGAUUUUAAGCCUUAUGACCCCUUACUUGUACGUCAGAAACGGAAUUUCAGAUAUAGUCAAUCCAUAUAUUCUGACUGUAUUCGAAAUACAAUUAACAGUACUAGUAAUUGUAAUAAAUUACGAAAUAUGGCAAAAAGUGAAUAUAAAGAAAUGAAAAUACUCAAACCGAAACUAACAAGUUCGACACAAGCUAAAACUUAUUGUCAUCCUACACAAUUUAUUAAAGCAUUACAUAAUAAUAAUCCGUUACGUUUUCGAUAUGACAAAAAUAGUACUGUUUCUGAUACUGCUAUUUCUGGCCUUACAGAUAAUUCCAUUAAUAAGACAGAUUUGAAUGAUGCUGAAUCAAAUGUUGAUGAUGAAUAUGCAGAGGACAAUCCACCAAAAUCUUGUGAAACAUUUGAUUUUUUUAAAAUGCCUGAUAUUUAUGAAUUAAAUGUUCAAGCUGCUAAAAGGCUAAAAAGUGAGAUUAGUUAUCUAAAAUAUAAACGAAAAUGUCAAAUACGACUUACUGCAUUGAUUACUGACUUAUUCAAUACUGUGUAUACUAAAUCAGAUUUUUCAGUGAAUGCUGUUGAUUCUUCAUCAGAGAAUCAGUUGCAAAAGUCAAUUGAAUAUGUAUUUCAAAAGCUAUUUGGACCAGUAUGUAAAUAUUUACGUCUUACUAAACAACACACUUAUCACACCAGAGGUAUGAUAUUGAAUCGACUUAAAAUUUAUUUACAAUACAAUAUGUCAGCUGAAUCAUUUCUCAGUGUCUAUUUUAAUCCACCAAGUGAACUAUUUCACUUACAAUGUUAUCAUCAUCAAUGUAAUGAUAAAGUCAAUAAUCCUAGGAAUAAUAGUCAAAAUUAUAGAUACAAAAUAUGUCAAAAUGAUACUAACCUAUUGAAAUUCGAGAAAACAUACUCAACAGAAAGAAAUGUGAAUAAUGCAUUGGAACAAUCAGGUAGAAAUAAAAACAUUAAAAAAGAGUUUAAUUCAAAUACGAAAGUAUUCCAAACAUGGAAAUUAAGAUUAUGUGAUCCAUUAAUUAAUGCUUCAGUUUAUGAUGGCUUUCGAUUUGAAUUAGUUCGUUCGGACAUGAGACUAUUUUGUGUUGUUAAACAAUUUUCAAUGCUUCAGUUGAUCAAAGCGAAUGUACCGAUUUGGUGGUCAGGUAUUACGUAUGAGCGUAGUAAUAUUAUAUUACCACCGUCUACAGUUGAAACGUGCAUUGGAAGUUCAGAGAAUAUGGCUGAAAUUAAGCUUUAA